Molecule: messenger RNA, 486 nt
Organism: Sporothrix schenckii 1099-18
Lineage: Eukaryota; Fungi; Ascomycota; Sordariomycetes; Ophiostomatales; Ophiostomataceae
Exons: 2
Coding region: 1-486 (161 amino acids)
Source: RefSeq, a predicted model, not a curated record
AUGGAUCUACCGUAUCUCAGAGCCGAGUGUAACACGUUGCAGGCUACCAAAGAGACGUCUGAUCUCGGCGAGGCGCAUGUCCCCAAGGCGGCAUCCGUCACGGCCUUUGGCGAAAUCGAGCACGAGCUCAAGACGCAGCUCGUCCACCUGCGCCACGAGCACGACAAGCACGAGCCCGAGAGCUUUGCAGUGGCGCGCAACAUCAGUGACCACGACCUGGCGUCGUUUUCGGCUGACGACUUUGUGCUCGUGCGCGUGGCCUCGACGGCGUAUGGCUUGAUUCUGUUUGGCAAGCUGCGCCUUCCGGCCCUGGCGCAGAGCGGCAGCCGCACCGCCUAUGUGCACUUCCGUGCGUUCUCCGAGGGCCCGGACCAGCCAGCCAAAUUCCACAGCUUCCACACGGCCGACAUUGAGUCCGCCGACGGACACAAGUCGUUCCGGUCGCUGUUUGCCAAGGACGACCCGCUGGACUGGUUUGAUGCGUAG